Molecule: messenger RNA, 297 nt
Organism: Haemonchus placei
Lineage: Eukaryota; Metazoa; Nematoda; Chromadorea; Rhabditida; Trichostrongylidae
Source: the annotation of a GenBank genome assembly
CAGUUCUGCUGCGUACAAACUAAACAUGUAGUAGUGGUUCCUCCUCCACUUGUUCCACUUGAAGAGAACCAGCCUGUGCCAAACACCAUCCACGGCCUCAAUACUUCAUAGCGGAAACGAGCAACUGGUACCGGAACGAACUGCUCUAGGCCCAUAACCUCGGCUGGAGCCUUGCCCAGAACCUCCUUGACCGUAACCUUGACCAGAACUUCCUUGACUGUAACUUUGGGAGGAACCUUGACUAUAACUUGUCUGGUAACUUUCACCGCCUGCGCAGUUUCCAGGAACCACUUGUAA